Molecule: messenger RNA, 1485 nt
Organism: Rhinichthys klamathensis goyatoka
Lineage: Eukaryota; Metazoa; Chordata; Actinopteri; Cypriniformes; Leuciscidae
Gene: pam
Product: peptidylglycine alpha-amidating monooxygenase
Exons: 13
Coding region: 268-1470 (400 amino acids)
Biological process (GO): peptide metabolic process
Cellular component (GO): extracellular region; membrane
Molecular function (GO): copper ion binding; peptidylglycine monooxygenase activity
Source: RefSeq, a predicted model, not a curated record
CCUCCUCUUCUUCAUCAUCAUCUCCUCCUUCGGUGGUCGUUCUGUAUCCGGACAGCCCUGGUUUCAUUCAGAGUGGAGGCGACUGAGACGGUGGACUGUUUUAUGGCACUUCUUUGAAGAGAUUGAGCAAGUGAGGAGAGCGUGAGGAGAGAACAACCGGAGCAGUCGCAGUAGCUGAGUGUUGCCGAUGCUUAUGGCGGCAGAGCAGGAUUAACGCAUCGGCUUACUUUCAGUUCUGUUGUUGAUCGUUCUUGCAUCCAGUCAGAGAUGGGCAUGCUGGGGUGCGGCGUAUUCGUGUUUGCGCUCUUCUUUCAGUGCCACAGUACCCAAAGCCCCAUGUACAGGUUCAAGAGGUUUCAGGAACAUGCCUGGUCAGAGCCCAAUGACUGCUCGAGGACCAGGCAGCCUUUUGUCCUGUCCAAUCCCUACAACUUUUCACUCGAUAUUCGCAUACCGGGAGUAAUUCCAACAGAGUCUGACAGCUACUUCUGUAUGGCUGUCCCUGUCCCCACGUCCCGGGAGGCCUACAUAGUGGACUUUGUUCCUCAUGCCAGUAUGGACACAGCCCACCACAUGAUUUUAUACGGCUGCAAAACCCCUUAUGCCACUCAAGGAUACUGGGAUUGUGGGAGAGAGCUGGGCACCUGUCGGGAUCAGGCCAAGAUCAUGUAUGCCUGGGCCAGGAAUGCUCCUCCAACCAAACUACCCAAAGACGUUGGCUUUAAAGUUGGGGGAGACACCAGAAUUAACUACUUUGUGCUGCAAAUUCAUUAUGGUGAUGUCAACAAUUUCAGAGAUCAUCAUAGAGACUGCUCAGGACUCACUUUAAGAAUGACUUCCAAACCACAGCCCUUUAUUGCUGGCAUUUACCUGAUGAUGUCUUUGGACACUGUCAUUCCUCCAGGGAAGAAAGUUACCAAUGCAGACAUCGCUUGCACUUACACGUCUUUCCCGAUGUAUCCGUUUGCCUUCAGGACACACACACACAGCCUUGGUAAAGUUGUGAGUGGGUACAGGGUUCGAGAUGGACAGUGGACUCAGAUCGGGCGCCAGUCUCCACUGUUGCCACAGGCUUUUUAUCCAGCCACCAAUACCAUUGACGUAAAAAAUGGAGACAUACUAGCAGCCCGAUGUAUGUUCACAGGAGAAGGAAGAACCACUAAUACCGAAAUCGGAGGCACCUCCAACGAUGAGAUGUGUAACUUCUACAUCAUGUACUACAUGGACAACAUCCAUGCUGUGCCGUACAUGAACUGCGGAGAUGACGGCAGCAGUGAGCUUUUCCGAAACAUCCCUUCUGAGGCCAAUACUCCCAUCCCGGUCAGGCCAGACCAUAUGAUGUCCAUGAAGCACGAGGCAGCUCCUCGUAAAGAUGCUGUGGAGUCUUUGGAUCUGCAGCAGCCCAAGAGAGAAGAGGACGUCCAGGAUCAGGGUAAGAUGCUUACAAGUUAUUUCAAAUUACAGACAUAGUCAAGACUAAGAGAC